CAUUAACAUCAUCUAACCCUUUAAGGCGAACUUUACAAUCCUACUGUAACAUCUUUCUACCCGUUAAAUCGUCAAUUAGUGGGGUAUGCCUUUUAAAGCUAUUAAUAGAAGCACGCAUCGCAAUGCACGGUGCAUAAGGCACAGCCUCCCAUCAUCUCUGACGUCGCGACGGCGACGCCGAUUUCAUAGAGAUGCAGAUUACGUUCCGUAGUGUCAGAAAUAACCUUCUACCAGAGGUAUUAUGGAUAGUAUUAUGCAUUGUCUUAUGGUUAUAAAGUUAAGCAACCUAUGGGUAUGAAAUAAAUAGAAGAGAAAAUAAGUUUUGGUGGUGAGUUGGAGACUUUUUCUUGGGAAAAUGAGAAAUUUAAAGGUUGUUGUAAGGAUUCGGCCCUUGUCACAAAGAGAAAGUGACUCAAUAUCUGUGAUAAACGUGGAAAACGACAACACUGUCGCAAUAACAAAUGUAAAGGUUCCCGAACAAAAUGCUGGAGACAGCAGAGAAAGAAUAAGAAGAUUUACGUUUGAUAGUGUAUUUCAGGAGGAUUCAACACAAAUUCAGGUUUUUGAAGCCAUAGAAGAUGUGAUAGGCACAGCGAUUAAAAACCGCUACAACUCUUGCGUUUUGGCAUAUGGACAGAGUUCUUCAGGUAAAACCCAUACCAUGAUGGGAUUCCCCCAUGAUCCAGGUCUAACACCUAAAUUGUGUGAAAGACUUUUUGACUAUCUUGAAGAAACGUCGGUUGGUAGUGAAGUUCUUGAUAUGAAAAUCACAGCAAGUUACUUGGAAAUAUAUAACGAAAAAGUGAGAGAUUUGCUUUUUGAAAAUUUGGAAAAGAGUUCCAGAAAACAGUUGCCUUUAAAAAUUAGGGAACAUCCUCAAAAAGGACCUUAUGUUCAAGGCCUUACCGAGCACCCGGUAGCCUCCUCUAAGGACAUCCUUUCCUGCCUGGACGCCGGCAACCACCGCCGUCGAGUAGCCGCCACUCCCAGCAACCCGCACAGCAGCCGCAGCCACUCGGUGUUCAGCGUGUCUUGUGGCGGGGUCAAGUUGCACCUGGUGGAUCUAGCAGGCAGCGAAAGGGCUGACCACGGCCCAUACGCUGAUCCGAGGUUCAGGGAGGGUGCCAAUAUCAAUAAGAGUUUGGUCGCGUUGGGGAACGUCAUAUCUGCAUUAGCCGAGCAGGCCUGCUGCAUCAAGCAGCCGACUGCAACAAAAAGACAUCGCAGGAGGUUCGUGCCUUACAGGGACUCCGUCCUGACAUGGCUGCUAAAGGACACCCUUUCAGGAAACAGCAAAACUGUAAUGAUUGCAACCGUGUCCCCUUCGAAUCUUUGCUACAGUGAGACAGUAAACACUUUAAGAUUCGGGCAACGUGCCAAACUUAUCAGAUCUCAGCCGACUCUUCAACUAGAAACGCCAAACGAAAAAAUCAUAAGAGAACUGAGAGCUGAGAUUUCGAGAUUACGAGAAUUGCUAAAACUACAAUCUCAGCCUAACUCGUUGAUUGGUCAGCCUAAUAAAGGACAGGAAUCCAUGUUUUUGAAGUCUGGUAGUGCUGUGUUGCCGUUGAUUAAAUCGCAGGAAAAUGAUAGUGGACUUAAUACGGGGUUAAGUGAGACAUCCAGUUGUUCUUCGUUGAAUUUGGAAACGGACGAUAAUGAUACAGAACCUAUUAAUCCUAUACUAGAAGAACCCAUUGCAAAUGUAGAGGUCAGCAAAAACGACGAAAUCAAGGAAAAUGAAACCAAGGAGAAGCUUACGCCCUUAAUUGAAAUAAAAAGCAACACAACAGACAAAAAACACAAAUUACGUCGCACAUACAGUGUUGUACAUUCAAUAAUGGAAAAAGAAAAGCCGAAACCAUUUGGUUCACAUGAAAACCUAAGAAAAUCCAGCAUAUCAUCAUUGCCACCUUUAAACAGAAGACCGUCUGUUUCCAAGGUAACCUCCCCCAAACAUUCACCAAAAAGAAAAACAUCCGAUGUUGAAACUAAAUCCAAAGUCGAUUCCAUAAGAAAGACACCUGUCAGGCCUAGAUCGCAAAUGAUAUCAGCUGUUACCAGUAGGUUGUAUAACAGAGUUAAGAAAAAGGAAGUUUCUACAGAUACCAACGAUAUAAACACUUACAACUUGCCGCAUCCAAAGGAAAUAUCCAUAUGCGGUAACGCGAGGUUUAAAUUGAAGGAAUUAACACAGAAAGCGUUGAGGGCGCAUAGGAAUAAGCACGCUGAAACGCAGACUGAUCUAUAUCCAGUAUUAAGAGUUAAAGAGAUCUCCACUGAUGUGAAUGAUUUAAAGGUUGUGUUAAAUGAGACUAAAAAUGAAGAAACUUGUACUGAAGUCAAGGAGUUAGAAGAUAAAAAUGUAGAGUGUAAUAUGGUGAGUACAAGCACCGUAAAUUUGACUAGAUCUUGUAGUACACAGGCUAACGAAAUUCCUGAGAAACCUGAAGUAUCUUUCGCGAAAUAUCUUACAAAUAUAAGUCCUGCUACGUAUGAGAUACUAUCAGAUUCUUGUCCAAAUAAUCCGAUCUAUACAAGCUCUGUCAAUAUUAAUAUAUCCCAUAAUUAUAUUAAUGGUAGACAAGCUGAUACCAUCUCAGAUGAUAGCUUAGAUGAAACCAUCCAAAAUCUGCCAACUCCAGAUUUGAUAAGCAACCAUAAUUCAUUGGAACAAAACGCGUUAUCAGAUGUUAAAUUCGCUGAUAUAGUGACAGAAAUUCCAAUUCUUGAAGAGUGUAUUGUAAGUGAAGAAUAUCAUAACCCUGACAUUCUACAAGCGACUUUAAACAUCACACCAAAUAUAUCAGAAAAAGUUGAUAAACUUAACAUGGUGAAUGUCUGUGCCCCACAAACAUGCACCAUCAACAAACCCAUUGAGUAUUGUAGACCCCUAUUUAUCGAAAGGCCUAGAAAAGCCAGGCCCAACAUCAUACAAACUAAGGACCCUGUUGUGGAAUGUAUCACAAUCAAGGAACCCUUGAUUUUGAAGUCCAUUAUGAGGCAAGUAAGUCAACAAGACGAAGUCAGCUCUGAAGAGAGUUACUAUGAACUACCUGACUCGCUGGAGUAUCACAUGGUUAACAGUAAGAAGGUGCAUUUUGGUGGUGAGAAAAAGAAUUAUAAAGAUAAUGAUAGGAUGGUGAAAGCUAUGUCAUCGUUUCUAGAAGAAGCUACGAUUUUGAUGAAUAAUCUUAGUUCUGCGAAUAAACAUACUUGUACGCCUUUACCCGAGGAUUUUGAUGUUGAGGUAACAGUUAAUAAUAUUACAGGUCUGAACUCGUCCAAAACAAAAUAUAAACCAAGAAGGUAUUCAAGUGAUUAUACACAAACUACACCAACUACAUUAUCUAACUCCUACACACAAUACGAGGACUUUUCAAUCCCCAUCAACAAAUACGAAGCCUUACUAGAGGACUCCUGCAAACGCCUCGAGGAAAAACUAAACUUCCCUCAUGAAAGGUCAGCAUCAGUUUCUUCGUUCCACGAAGAAAGGCUUUCCCAGCCGUUCUCAUUUAACCCAUGGGAUUUAAGCAGUAGUUCGAACUACAUCGAAGAUUCUUCUUUGGAAAGUAACCCAGUGACUUUUUCUGACUAUGGUAGCCUACCAAGGAGGAGUUUAAGGAGACAAAGACCUUCGUGUAGCCCCAGUGCUUACCUAAGACAACUUACGAGUUUAAGAAGACAGGUGAUUGAGUCUAGUAGAGAGGAGUUAGUUAACAAUUCUAGUUAGGUUAGGAUUUAAAUCAUAUACUACAUAUAGUGUAUGCUUUAAGAGUGAAGAUUACAGAAGAGAUUUUCUAUUUUGCAAGAUAAACAGUAAAUUUUGAUAAAACAUUUGAUGAUCGUUUUACUAAUUGUCCAUUUUUGCUAACUACCAAACCAAUUCUUCUUUCCUUAAUGAUGAUUGUUGGUGAUUUUAGUAAAUUUUACUGUCUGUAUUACAUUGGAAAACUGAAAAUAUUAACUCUUUUAAGCAAAAUAAUUGCAAAAAUGGCAAAUGCGCCGGGGUUAAUAUUUGUAAUUGUAUUUCUUCAUACUUAAAGUAUUUUAGGAUUUGUUUGUGGUGUAACAUUUUUUCUACUUGUAAAUAAAUACUUAAAAUUGUAAUAUUUUUAUAACACGUAUUCUAUUACAUUAAUAGAUUUAACUGUACUCAGUUUGAAUAAAGUUUGUUAUUACAUUUAA
Messenger RNA from Brassicogethes aeneus, 4188 nucleotides. The record is from the annotation of a GenBank genome assembly. NCBI's taxonomy places the organism in Eukaryota, Metazoa, Arthropoda, Insecta, Coleoptera, Nitidulidae.